Molecule: messenger RNA, 1365 nt
Organism: Trichoderma reesei QM6a
Lineage: Eukaryota; Fungi; Ascomycota; Sordariomycetes; Hypocreales; Hypocreaceae
Exons: 2
Coding region: 1-1182 (393 amino acids)
Molecular function (GO): catalytic activity
Source: RefSeq, a predicted model, not a curated record
AUGGCUUCAGAUCCUCCAUUAAAGGGCAUCAAAGUCCUCGAGUUUGCCGGUCUUGCUCCUGGCCCCUUUGCAGGCCUCAUGCUCGCCGACGCAGGCGCCUCCGUCCUCCGCAUCGACAAGCCCCCGUCCAACGCCGAAGGCGCAGUCCCCUCCCCGGACCUCCUCGCCCGGCACAAGUCCUCCCUCAUCGUCAACCUCAAGAACCCCCGCGGCGCCGCCCUCAUCAAGCGCCUCGCAAAACACAUUGACGUCCUCAUCGACCCCUUCCGACCCGGAGUGCUGGAGAAGCUCGGCCUCGGCCCGGACGCCCUGCUCGCCGCCAACCCGCGCCUCAUAUACGGCCGCCUGACGGGCUUCCGCCGCGACGGCAGAUACGCCAGCAUGGCCGGCCACGACAUCAACUAUCUCGCGGCGUCCGGCGUCCUCGCGCUCCUCGGCAGACGCGGCGAGAAGCCCUUCCCGCCAUGGAACAUCCUCGCCGAUUUCGCCGGCGGAGGCGCCAUGCUCGCCCACGGCAUCCUCCUCGCAAUCAUCGCCCGCGCCUCGUCAGGAAAAGGCCAGGUCGUCGAGGCCAACAUGGUCGACGGCAGCUCGUACCUCGCGUCCUUCCCGCGCAUCGCCCUCAAGACCCCCGUGGGGGACAAGCCGCGCGGCAGCAACAUCCUCGACUCGGGCUGCCCGUGGUACGACACGUACGAGACGGCCGACGGCGAAUACAUGGCCGUCGGCGCCCUCGAGCCGCAAUUCUUCCGCGCCCUCCUCAAGGGCCUCGAUCUAUUACACGACCAACCAGGCUGGGAAGAUAAACGGCACGACGCUUCCCUCUGGCCUCGCCUCCGCGCCCUCUUCACAGAGACCUUCAAGCGCAAGACGCGCGCCGAAUGGGAGGCCGUGUUCGACGGCACAGACGCGUGCUGCGUCCCCGUGCUGCACUACCGCGAGCUGGAAUCGCAGCAGCCCCUCAGGGAAGGCGACCAGAGGGCCGCGGUGACGCUCCGCAGCACUCCGCUCUACUCGCCCGCUGACGAACAGGGAGGCGGCUAUGUGGGGACGCACCUGGUGCCUGGUCAUGGGGGAGAAAAGGUCCUCAUGGAGUGGACUGGCUGGGAGAGGGGAGGGCAGUAUGAGCUUGAAGGGGGCGCGGCUGCGUUGAGAGACGAGAGGGGAGCGUCUAAGCUGUGAUUGCAUUUUAAGAACUCAUCUUUCUGAUUCUUUAUCAUGAUAUAUGGAUGGACCGCAGGUUGACGCAAUGCUCCCUUGGGACAUAUAUCAGCGUUCUGUUAUGCUUGUAUAAUUUCCCUUUUUGUUUUCUAUAUACCAUCGCAAAUAUCACACAACGCAGCAUGUAAUGAGGCAAUACACACC